AUGAUCCUCAGGCUGAAUCAGUGGACGAGCAAUUCCCUCUUGUUGGGUUUGCUCUAUGCCCUGAGUGGUCCGGGUAUGGCCAGCGAUCGAGGGGUGACGCUAAGCCACGUGUACAAGAUUGAUGUGGCCGAGGGUGCUGACUGCAAGCUGACUACGCAGCUGCUUCCCGCCCAAGACCAAGCUGCCGAACUCCAGGGCACCACUGAGAUGUUGUCCUCAGUUGGGGAUAAUGAUGUUGUCUUCAGGCACAAUAUCCAUUUGCAGCCGCCUAAGUGCGGCUGUGAGGAUUCCGAGAGCUUCAAGGCCUUGAUGUACCGCCUCAAUGGGCUGGAGGAAGAAGUGACCCAUCUGAAGAAGCAGUGCUCUCAGGGCUGCUGCAGUACAGACAAAGAGGCUGUGGAUUACGCCUGCAGUGGUCACGGCAACUAUGAGCGCAGUAGCUGUAGCUGUGUCUGCGACGCGGGUUGGGAAGGGCCCGAUUGCUCCACAUCAACCUGCCCCAACGAAUGCAAUGACAACGGACGCUGUGUGGAAGGCCGCUGCAAGUGCUACGAGGGCUACGCCGGUGAUGACUGCAGCCAGCUAGUUUGCCCCAAUGACUGCAACGACAAGGGCAGUUGCGAGGAUGGUGUGUGUGUGUGCUUCAGUCACUAUACUGGUGAAGACUGUAGCAUUCCCCGAUGCCCUGGAGACUGCGUGGGCAAUGGGCACUGCGUGGAUGGCACCUGUAUCUGCAAUGAAGGCUUCUUCGGGGAGGACUGCUCUAGAGUUAUGGGUCCUGAGAAUGUGCGCUUGUUGGGAAAGACAGAGGAAUCUCUGCUUGUGGAGUGGAAUCCUGUCACGGGAGUGGAGUACUAUGUGCUCACUUACCACCCUGAGGGAGAUGAGGGCACCUUGCAGCGGGUGAGCGUCCCGCACUCAGACAACUCCUACUUGAUCACCGGCUUAAGUCCUGGCGUGACCUACAUCGUGGAUGUGUAUGCCGUGAUCAAACAGAUCACCAGCGAGCCUAGUACUUUGAAGGCCACUACAGUGGUCUUGGCUGUGGAUGGUAUUCGUGUGCUCGGCCAGACGGAGGACACCAUCCAGGUAGACUGGCAGAACCCAGCAGCAGAGGUGGACUACUUCAUGCUGACCCAUGCCAGUCCUGAGGGGGAGGAGGAAGAGCUCACUGUGCCAAAAAGCCAAGAGGCCAGAACCAAGCACACCAUCACAGGACUCUACCCUGGAACUAAGUACCUUAUUAGAGUACAAGCCAUCAAGGACACCUACAAGGGAAAACCAUCCACUGUCUUUGGAGUGACAGACGUUGACGCUCCAAGUAACCUGAAGACCAAAGAAAUUACCGAGGAUGCAGUGACCGUGACCUGGGACCAAACCCUGGCCGAUGUCGAUGGCUACAUGAUCAGUUACAGCUCUGCUGACGGGUCAAGUGAGGAUAUCCCUGUAGGACCAGACAGCACCUCCUACAGGCUGACUGGACUGAGGCCAGGAGUCCUCUACACUGUGUACGUCUGGGGUGUCAAGGACGACCUCACCAGCAGGAAGAGCUCCACCCAGGCAGAGACAGAGCUUGAUGCCCCCACCAACCUAGAGACAGUAGAAGUUACUGAGGACACAGUGACCGUCACCUGGGACAGCAUGUUGGCCGAUGUUGACGGCUACAUGGUCAGUUACAGCUCUGUUGAGGGGUCGAGCGAGGAGAUCCCUGUGGGAGCAGACAGCACCUCAUACAGGAUCGCUGAGUUGACACCUGGAGUCCUCUAUACUGUGUACAUCUGGGGUGUCAAGGGCGACCGCAGCAGCAAGAAGAGCUCCACCCAGGCAGAGACAGAGCUUGAUGCUCCCACUAACCUGGUGACCAGAGAGGUUACCGAGGACACAGUGAGUGUAACCUGGGACAGCAUGUUGGCCGAUGUUGACGGCUACAUGGUCAGUUACAGCUCUGCUGAGGGGUCGAGCGAGGAGAUCCCUGUGGGAGCAGACAGCACCUCAUACAGGAUCGCUGGGUUGACACCUGGAGUCCUCUAUACUGUGUAUGUCUGGGGUGUCAAGGGUAACCAAACCAGCAAGAAGAUCUCCACCCAGGCAGAAACAGAGCUUGAUGCUCCCACUAACCUGGUGACCAGAGAGGUUACCGAGGACACAGUGAGUGUAACCUGGGACAGCAUGUUGGCCGAUGUUGACGGCUACAUGGUCAGUUACAGCUCUGCUGAGGGGUCGAGCGAGGAGAUCCCUGUGGGAGCAGACAGCACCUCAUACAGGAUCGCUGGGUUGACACCUGGAGUCCUCUAUACUGUGUAUGUCUGGGGUGUCAAGGGUGACCAAACCAGCAAGAAGAUCUCCACCAAGGCAGAGACAGAAAUUGAUGCUCCCACAAAUCUUCGGGCGUCCAGUAUUCAGCUGGACACAGCAGAGGUAACAUGGACGGCUCCUCAAGCCAAUAUCGAAGGAUAUGUUCUCAUGUACAGAGCAAAGGAUGGAAGCGGCCAGGCUGUGGAGCAGCAGCUGGCGGCAGCUGCGACCAGGUUUGCCUUAGCCGACCUUGACGUGGGGCAGGGGUACUUGGUGACCCUGAAGGCCUACAGAGGGUCAAAGACAAGCAGGCCGGCGGAGACCACGUUCACUACAGUGGGUAUGGUUCACCCCUUCCCCAUGGACUGUACUCAGGUCCUCAGAAAUGGGAUGCAGUCGAAUGGCAUCUACACCAUCUACAUCAACAACAACCGUUCGAAACCCAUACAGGUGUACUGUGACAUGACCACAGAUGGAGGCGGGUGGAUUGUGUUCCAGAGGCGCAGCAACGGAAAACUGGACUUCAUGAAGCGUUGGAAGCAAUACAUUCAAGGUUUCGGGGACUUGACGGAUGAGUUCUGGCUUGGCCUGGAGAAAAUAUAUGAGCUGACCAACAGCUCGACCAAGUAUGAGUUGCGUGUGGACCUGAAGCUCGGCUCUGAAAGCGCCUAUGCCAUUUACGACAACUUCGGAAUAGCUUCGAUCAAGGAGAAGUUCACACUGACCGUGGGCAAAUACAGAGGAACUGCUGGCGAUGCACUGACCUACCACAACAGUAGGCCGUUCUCAACAGUGGAUUCGGACAAUGACAUCUCACUGAACAACUGCGCUCUGACGCACCAGGGGGCCUGGUGGUACAAAAACUGCCACCUGGCAAACCUGAACGGGAAAUAUGGGGACAAGCGACACAGUGUGGGUUUGAACUGGGAGCCAUGGAAGGGCCAUCUCGUCUCCCUUGAUGCCACCGAGAUGAAAAUCCGACCUGUCGGCUAUGCCGGAGCAACCUUGGGGAGGAAGAGGAGGUCUCUGGGAGGAAGAAAGAAGAGUAUAAAGAUGCAGGCCAAAUAG
This is a messenger RNA of Scleropages formosus (Asian bonytongue), 3363 nucleotides long. It is a transcript of the gene tnn, whose product is annotated as tenascin N. Gene Ontology annotation, cellular component: perisynaptic extracellular matrix. NCBI's taxonomy places the organism in Eukaryota, Metazoa, Chordata, Actinopteri, Osteoglossiformes, Osteoglossidae. Gene Ontology annotation, biological process: regulation of cell adhesion. Gene Ontology annotation, molecular function: protein binding. The coding region runs from base 1 to 3363 and encodes 1120 amino acids. The transcript has 16 exons. The record is from RefSeq and is a predicted model, not a curated record.